Molecule: messenger RNA, 1038 nt
Organism: Salvia miltiorrhiza (redroot sage)
Lineage: Eukaryota; Viridiplantae; Streptophyta; Magnoliopsida; Lamiales; Lamiaceae
Exons: 3
Coding region: 1-1038 (345 amino acids)
Source: RefSeq, a predicted model, not a curated record
AUGAAUUUUAUGCAAGUGGCAAGUUCAUAUCGGUUCGAUCCACCUCCACCACGCCCGAUGAAAAAGCGGGCAGUGGUUCGUCGUGACCGUGAAGGUGGUGGCGAGCGCCUCCAUCGCGAUUAUUUUUCCGUCGAGCCUGUUUAUGGGCUACAAUUCUUUCGCCGUCGAUUUCGCAUGAGCCGGGAGUUGUUUCUACGCAUUGUCAAUGCGCUAGAAGUCGAUCCUUACUUCCAACAACGUCAGGAUGCUGUUGGCCGCUUAAGCUUCUCCCCGAUCCAGAAGUGCACUGCCGCUGUUCGACAAUUGGCAUACGGAACUUCUGCUGAUUGUUGUGACGAAUAUCUCCGUAUAGGAGAGUCGACGGCGUUGGAAUGCUUGAAGAAAUUCUGCAAGGCCGUCGUUCGUAUCUUUGGCGGCACGUAUUUGAGGCGGCCAACAACUGCCGAUAAUUGCCCCGUGGCUUGGCAUGGCGUCUACACUCGAGGGGAUCAAGGCGAGCCAACAAUUAUAUUAGAGGCCGUUGCUUCACAAGUUUUGUGGAUCUGGCAUGCAUUCUUUGGAGUCGCUGGGUCCAACAACGACAUCAACGUGCUCCACCAGUCCACGCUAUUCAACGAUGUUUUAGCGGGGCAUGAAGUGGCUGUGCACUUCCUCGCCAACAAUUCUCACCACACUCGAGGAUACUACUUAACAGACGGCAUCUAUCCGGACUGGCCGAUGUUCGUGAAGAGCUUCCAGUUUUCGAACGAUGAGAAGAAGCGGAGGUUCAAGGAGAUGCAAGAAGCUGCAAGGAAGGAUGUGGAACGAGCUUUCGGUGUUCUUCAGGCUCAGUGGGGUGGAAAUGCAAGUAAUUUUGACGGUGAUGACGGCGAGGGACCAAGUUCUACUCCUCAAACACAAUUCAAUUCCGGAGCACCACCGGAGUUCGCCGCCUAUUUGGCACGGAAUGCAAGCUUGAAGGAUGCACGAUUGCAUGCUCGCCUCCGCGACGAUUUGGUUGAGCAUAUAUGGGCACGCUUUGGUCCGGUUGACCCGUAG